CCAGGCUCGACAGCGGGCACCGAGUCAUCUGGCAGAACAGCGGGCACCGAGUCACCAAGCUCGACAGCGGGCACCGAGUCAACUGGCACGACAGCGGGCACUGAGUCACCAAGCUCAACAGCGGGCACCGAGUCACCAAGCUCGACAGCGGGCACCGAGUCAACUGGCACAACAGCGGGCACCGAGUCACCAAGCUCGACAGCGGGCACCAAGUCAUCUGGCACGACAGCGGGCACCGAGUCAUCUGGCAGAACAGCGGGCACCAAGGCACCAGGCCGGACCACGGGCACCGAGGCACCAGGUCGGACCACGGGCACCGAGGCA
Molecule: messenger RNA, 324 nt
Organism: Staurois parvus
Lineage: Eukaryota; Metazoa; Chordata; Amphibia; Anura; Ranidae
Source: the annotation of a GenBank genome assembly